Caenorhabditis auriculariae is the source of this 17167-nucleotide messenger RNA. NCBI's taxonomy places the organism in Eukaryota, Metazoa, Nematoda, Chromadorea, Rhabditida, Rhabditidae. The record is from the annotation of a GenBank genome assembly.
AUGUCCCUGUCGUUGCUGCAAAGCAACCAGUGCUCAUUCGCUGGGUGCGGACUUCAUUUCGCCACAGUUUACGACCUGAUUGCUCACAUCGAGUUCAAUCACAUCCGUUCGUUCUUCAGAACGAUGGAAAAACCCGAUGAUUAUUUAGCUUUGGUCGAAAACGAGCAGCGAUUGAAGGCCGCCAAUGGCCCAGAAGAAAGGGAACGGGGUUCGGCACCCAAUUUGCCCCUCAGUUGUUUUAGCAGGUGAAAAAGUAUCCGAAAAUUGUAAAUAUACCUUCUUUAGGGUAUUCCGAACGCCAUACCAGCCGGUUCCGAUAAAACCCGAGAAAUUCACCAUUUCUUUCCAUCAUUAUCGGAAGAAAGUCCCGCAGCCCGUACAUCCCAGCGGCCCUUUUCAUCGUCCCAAUGGCAAUUCUUGUAGGUUUUAUGGCUUUUUUUCAUUUAUGAAAGCCCAGACAACAAGAAAAUCGAAAAUUUCGUAGAAAUAUUUUUUUUUUAGUGGCUGAAAUGUCGAUCGACGCACAUCCGGAAGACUUUGAAGAAUGCGGAAUUAAGUUAGUUUCUUUAAUUUUUUUAAAAGAUAAGAUGAAUUUUUUUCAUUUUAGCGACACGGAAAUGCGUUUCCGAUGUGAGAUUGUCGACUGUGCCAGGAGGUAUAAGAAUGCGGUUGCUUUGAGGUGAGAAUUUUGAUUUUUUCAAGGUUUUUCAGCAAUUUUUUUUUCAUAAAUAUUCCACUUUUUCACCUUGAAAAAAAUUUUUAUAUUGAAAUUUCUUUGUCAAUUUUUUUCCACGUUUUGAAAUUUACACAAAAAAAGAGGCUUGAAAGCACUGCCGGGAAUUUUUUUGAAAUUUUUUUAACCAAUAGGAGAUUUUUUUGAAAUUAAUAUUGAGGAAAUAUUAACUAUAUUAAAGAAAGUUAGUGGGAAGAACAUAGAAAAUGUAAAAUUUAUGUUUUCGAAUUUUUAAAAAAAGCAAUAUUUUUUUACUGCUUUGAAUUGUGGCUUGGAAUAGAGAUUUAAAAAUAUUUUUUUCGUUUUACUGUUAAACUCCAUUUUUAAGUAGCUUGAAACAAGAAUUUUAUUAUAUAAAAAGUCGAGUAAAGAGUUUCUUAAGCAAGGAAGUUUACGGGCGGUGUAAACUAAAUUAUUGAAAAAUAGCUGAUUUGAAUAUAUUAUAUUCCGAAUUUUGAAUAGGGGAAUCUUGGGAGGGUAUAGGGAAAGUGAAAAGAAGGUAGUUGGAAGGUUUUUGGAAAGUAAUAAAUUGAAAAUGCCCGCCGGAAGCCUACCACUAGAAGGUAAGUUGAGGCUUUAGGAGGCGACCACUUGCUAAAAAGCAUCCAAACGCCUUCCGAGGGACCGAAAGAAGAGGCUUCCCAAUUUCCACCUCAGAAAGAAGUUCAGAUCGCACAUGAGGAACGCUCACAGCAUGGUCGUCCGAGAAGACGUCCAGGGCGCCGUCGUUACCGCCGAAGGGACGGCAGGAUCUCCAGUCGUGGCGAGCAGCAACGGCGGCUCCAUGCAUCCUUCUGUCGGCGUCGUCUACGGCGGCAGUGGCGCCUUGGCACCGCCGACUUCUUCCGUCUUUCCCGGAACCGGAACGGGUCCGCUGCAGUUCCCCGCCGCUGCCUCGAGUCCCAAUAAGUUAGUCGUGGAAAAUAUGGAAAAUAUGCUUGUUCUGUGAAUUUUUCUAGUUGAGAGACAGUCAGUUUUUUGAAUUUUGAAGCUUUUUCCUUCUUUUUUUUUAAGAAAAAGGUAUAACUAAUUUUUGAUCAGAAGCUAUAGUAAAAUAUUCAGAUUUUCCCUAUAUGGAAAAAAAAAACGAUUAUUAGAAAAUUGUUAUUAUGGAAAAAUUUUUCUAGAGACCACAAAUGUCAGCACUGCUCCAAGAGGUACAAAACCCCGACGGGACUCUCAAAUCACCUCGCUUCGGCCCAUCAAAAAAGCGCUAGUUUGUUUUUUUCUCUUUUAAGGAGUCUUAUUCCGGUUUUAUGUAUAUUCAAAAGUGAUAGAAUAUUUGAAAAUGGAGGUUUUUUCAAAAUUCAUCAUUAAUUCCUUUGUCUUUGUUCCUCAUAUUAACAAAAAAUUGUUAUUAAUACUCUUUGCAAAGUUAGGAGUCUGAUUCGGUUUUCAAAAGGUUCAAAAUUUGAGGUUUUCUUCUUAAAUUUCUAGGUGACUACCUUAUUAUUGUAGCCUCACGUCUAUUGAGAAUAUUCAGUACCGUCAAAAAAAAAUACUAAAAAAACGGUCAUAACUCUCUUGUUAGGAAUCCAAUCUUCCUGAAAAUUUCUGUGAUUGUGAUGAAUGUCAUUUUUAUCACUCUGAUGAAGCUUCAGUUCACAAAAAAAAACGCAGCUUUAGAAACUAUCAGGAAGUUUGAAAGAAUUAAAAGAAAGUUGUGACCGAAACCCCGUUUUUUCGUAUCUCUUCUGACUGUGUUUGAUUGAGAAAAACAUUCAUGAAAAUUUAGUAGAUGAGUAAUAAUUUUCCAACAGAUUUGUUCCCCGAGCCGACAACUCCAUCUCCGGCCGUUUUCGAAAAGUUGAUCUCGCAGGCGAGAAACCACCGCCAACAGCAGGAUGCUCGGGCGGCGCUGGAGCAGCAGCAGGUUGGGAAAACAAGAGAAAUUAGUUAAAUUCGAAACGUUAGGAAUUAUUGUUGUGAUUUUGAAUCACUGGAAAGUUGUCUUCUUGAAAUGUCUUUUUUCUCUGCGCCCUCCUCGUUUCUCGGCGACCCUCUCAUAUUGUUUUGCCACUUUUAUAUUUCUCUGACUUUGCUGGUGAGAGAACAGAGAGACGCAGACACUGAAAGAUGAACUUAGUUUUUUUUUGUCAAGAUCCAAAAAAGAAACGGUAGCGAAAUAUGACCUUUCUGAUUUUUUUUGCGCGAAAAAUACUUUCCGGGUAUUUAAAAAAAAGAAUAGUUUGGAAGGCAUCAGAUUGCCUUGGUUUUCGAAAAAAGUAACAAGAAUUCUUCUCAAGGCCCAACGUAACGCGAUGAUGACGGCGAACGUCUCGAUGAUGGGCCAGAAUGGCUCGUCGACGCCUUCUCCAGGCCCCGGAAUGCACUCGCCGCACAUGCAACAGCAGCAAGGACAGUCCCAGGACUUCCGACAAAUGCCUCUUCCUGUUUCGGUCGCCAAUCAUCAGCAGAUUCAUUACUCGACUCAGGUCUUCAUUUUAUGAAUUUUCUGGAGUUUUUAUUCACCUGUAACCAUACAUAGGCAAUGUCGGGAGGUUUGCCUUUUUGCGCCAUUUUUGCUGCCUUUUGACACCAUUUCUUGAGCCUUAAAAACCCUAGAAAAAUUGAAGGCUCGAUAAAGGGACUCUUUUUUGAGCCUCUUCUUUUUCGCGGCCAUUUUCCACCAUUCCGACUUGGCCCGAGUACAUGGGCAGACCAUUUUUGAAUUUUUUUUUUACUUUCCCAAGUAUUUUAACAUUAGAGUCAUCACUACCUCUAUGAGGGCUGAAAUUUAUGUUUUAUUUGUUGCAAGCCCUACCUCUUUGACCUUAGAAAUCAGUUUCUUCACUCGACUUUUUGGCCAAUUUUCUAAGGCUACCCCUCCUGUCCAGGAUUAGGAGGGGUCCUGGAGGGUCCUGGACAACUUUCGGAAGGACGAAAGUUUUUUCAAUUAGGAGGGGUCCUGGGCAAGUAGAGUUCAAUACUUACAAAGUAUGCCUGAAAUAAGAUCAGCGAACUUAUAAAAAAAGACAGCUCGCUGAGAAACCAAAAUGAUGAAAAAUAGUUAAACAAAAAAAAGUAGAGUAGAAAAUAUGUGGAAUGUUGUGAGUUUAGCAGAUUUUUAGGAGCUUCGACUUUUCAUUUAUUCAUCAUUUUUCAUUCAUCUUCGAAAUUUUAUAAAUUAAGGGGAAAAUGACGAGUUUUUCUUUUACUGUAGUGUAGAAAAGUCUGAAUAAGUCGAUAUAGGCACGGUAGAAAAUUUUGUGUGCGAAAUACGAUUAUUUUGUCGAAAAUAAGGUUUUCCUAGCUGUUUUGGGUUGAUUUUUGUGAGCAAAUAAAAAAUGGAGUUUUUUGUUGAGAAAAUUUCCGUAACAGGCAUGUGGAAAAUAUCAAAAUGUUCUGCUUAAAGAAGAAUUCAUUGAUUUUGUCGGGUUUUUUAACUUUCAUACGAUGAUAAUCUGGUUUUUCUUUAAGCAAGGGCCGCAACAGACCCUUCCGGUGCGGUCCUUCACGAUCGGAUCGCAAAAUCUCCGCAUGAAUCAUUUGCAGGUACACCUUUUCUUGUACUUUAGUCAUUUUUCAUGAUGUGGUGUCUUGACGGGUGUACCCGUUUUAAUCCCGUUUUUUUGAGGCAUUUUGAGUCUCAGUAGGGCUGAAACGGGUUUAGAAAAAAACAGGAAAUCCAGCUGUGUCUUUUUUUUGUGAAAAUGUCAAAAGACCUUAUGCGCUCAUACGGGUUUAACACGGGUUCACCCGCUGGAAGCCCGUGUUAACAAGACUCGUCAAAACUCGCCAGCGUGAGAGACUCUGAGAUUUUAUGCAUUUUCUAUCAUUAUGAUAACUUUUCUUGUACUAUCCAGUAUUUUCAGCAGCAACACAUGGGCCACGGGUCGGCGACGACGACCGGUCAAAUGCUCCAGAUGCAGUUUCAGCAGAACCGACGUCUUCAACUACAACAGCAGCAACAACAGCAACAACAGCAGCAGCAAAUGCAGAUGCAAAAAGCCUCACAGCCUUUGUUGCUCGAUCCGGCGAAGAUCAAAUUGGUACGGGGAGGGGGACAAUAAUCGGCUGGAUCCCACCCCGGGGUUUUCUUCUCCGAUGUAUGACAAUAAUUCAUAAUCAACUUUAUUCACAAGAAAAAUCUUGGCUAGUAGAAAGCGAUCUCUGAGAAAAAAAGUGAAGCCAAUUUUUUUGAAAAAAAAGUAUAGGAAUAUUAAAGAAGCAAAAAAACCCUACAAAGUUUUUGAGAUUAUUAAUAGAUUUUUUUGCUCUCUUUGAGUUUUCGACAAAUUUGAAAGCUUCAUGUGAAGUUGAAAAGCAGCUCCAUCAAAAUAUUGAUAAGGUUUGUAGCUUUAAAAAAAUCUUCUUACUGAAAAAUCCAGUCUUAAUUUAAUGUCAGUUGCUGAGAAAUGUUCUUGGGGAGAUGGUAGUUCAAAAGAGAAACGAAAUAAUUUUGAUUCAUCCUUUUCAAGACGAAGAGGCGGGUGAAAGAAUUUUAAUCAGGUAAAAAUUAGAGAAAAUCUGGAAAAAUUUUAGUGGCCACUUGAGGGGUCAAUGGAUCAACAUAACUGGUCCAAUCUGUUUGUUUUAAAAUUAUCAUAGGUACUGGUAGGAAUACCGAAGGAAAAACUACUUUAGUGGCCACUAAAACGGAAAAUAGUGACCACUUUAGUGUCCUCUCCAAAUAGUCCUUGGCGAGCCUUUAUAGUGGCCACCAAACACUUCCCCAGAUAUUUAAAAACGAAAACUUGGAAGAACAUUUUAUAAUUUAUUUCUAAUGAUUUCAUGUUCCCUAUAUAAAUAGAAUCAAGAAUCUUGGAGUUUAGAGGUGAAAAAAAUGCUAUAAUAAGUUAAACAAGAUAGCUUCAGGACAUGUCGGUGAACUCUCCGAACCACGGGGUCCAUGUUCAGCAACACUCUCCGAUGCACAUGAACGAGUCGCAGUUCCACCAACAACAGCAACACGUUCAGAAGGCCGCCCACAGUCCGAUGAUCAAGCUCGAGUCUUCUAAUAAUUGACAUUUUUUCAAUUUUGUAGUUUCACCUGAAGGGUUCUAGUAGGAGCCGAUGUGGUUGUUCGAGCUUUUCCUCCAAAUUUUUCACUUCAAAAAAAUAUUUUUCUUUUUACCUCAUUUUUGUAAAUACACAACGACUUGAAAAAAAUUCCCCAACUGCACGUGUGUCUCUGUUUUAUUUCAAUGUUUUAUCCUUUUCCAUGGCGGGUUGUCAAGUUUUAUAAUGACCUCUCUUUUCUUGUAUUUUUCAUGUACAAUUUGAUAAUCUUUGAUGACUUUUCGUGUACGACCCUAUCUAUACCUGAUAAUAAAAUGAAGGCUGCUUUAAUUUUGAAUUUUCUUUUUUUUUCGCGUUUCACAACGGUUCCGAUUCCGAACUAUCUAUCUGAAAACUUUGGAAAAUCAAGAUUUUUUCGUUUUUUUCAGAAGGAUGGUUGAACCAAUGGAAGCGACGACGUCGGUGCCCGUUGGUGGCGAUAAUUCCGACGCACUUUUCUUCACACCAUUGUUUUUAUAUUAUUUUAGGAAUUAUCAAACUUUUAAUGCUUCAGGGGCUCCGGACAAGAAGUCGGACGAUCCUGCCACCUUUUAGAGUACAAAAAUAAACGAGUUUUGGUUGGUUUUGAGUGAAAUUUAAUGGAUAGGUCUUUUUUUUUUUCGGUUUUUUCAGCUUGGCUGAAGAUUUCCACAGCUUAGAAUUAUGUAAGAAGGUACAGGGAAAGAUUCAAAAUGAAAGAUUAAGCGCGAAAAAGUAACUUUAAAUUGUUUUGUUAAGAAAAGUUUCUUUUUUUUUCAAAUUCAUCUUUUCAUCUUUGUUUUUAUGGAACUAAACUUUCAUGAGAAUUAAUAAUCAGGUCUUAUUCUAUCGAGAAAAAAGCAUUUAUUUAAAAAAAAACUGACAAUUUUCAGCUCGACUGCGGAAUUCAUCCCGGCCUUCAGGGCGUCGACGCGUUGCCCUUUGUCGAUUUUGUCGAUCUUGAGAAUAUCGAUUUGCUUUUGGUGAGUUUUAUAAUUCAUUUAGAAAGCUUCAGGUUGAGAAAAUUAAGAAAAAAUAAGUUUUUGAGAUUUCUCCAGAUCUGUGCGAAAAAAAAUUCGCAGUUUUCUUAAUCUAAGAGAAAAAGGAAUCACCAUUUUUAUUUUCUUUUUUUCCCAAUUUUGAGCAAUUUUUCAAGUUUUUUUAGCUCAAAAGAGUAAUUUUUCAAUAUUAUUCCUUCUACGACGGGAAAAAGAAGGAAAAAGGAUAAAUCCAGAAAAGUUUGGCUUAAUUUUUUUUUUUUUGAGUAAAAUUUAUUGGUCCCCCCUGUGGCGGGGGAAUUUUCAUACUGUUAUGAUUUUUUAAUUCAAAUUUUCCAGGCUCAAUAAUUCAUCCUAUAAUUUAUCAUUUAUAUAGUCAUUUAUUCAAUUAUUUAAUUAACAAACCAGCUUUUUCAGAUCACACAUUUUCACUUGGACCACUGCGGCGCACUACCAUGGCUCCUCCAAAAAACGGCUUUUCGUGGAAAAUGCUUCAUGACGCACGCGACGAAAGCCAUUUAUCGCAUGAUUCUCGGCGAUUAUAUUCGAGUAAUUUGAUCUACUUUUUUGAAUCUCGCUUCCUCUUUCAUUUUUUUUUUGACGGAAAGCCGUUUAUCUUAAACAGAAAAAAAAGAGUUGAAUCUGGCUAAAUUAUUGGUUUUAACUGCGGGUCUUUUGGCUAUUUCGCGGCUUAGGAAUGAAGAAAUUCGGAAAUAGAGGCUUGAGAAAAAAUAUUUUCAGAACAGAGGCUUCUUCAUUUAUUUUAAGUUGUAAGUAUCAUGGUUUUUCAUCAUUUUUUGUUUAAAUAAUCAUUUUUACUGAAAAAUUUUGAAUUUUCUGUUGUUUCAAGCUUCAAGAAUGAACGCUUGUUAAAAAAAUUGUAGCUUAAGAAUCAAAUUGAAAUUAAAAAAAAUUAAGGCUUUUUCAUUUUUUUCUCAAUGAAUUUCAGGGAGCUUUUUGUGUCGUUGGAGAUGAUAUUUUUUUCUCAAAAUCGAAGGAUUUUAUGGAAAAUUUGUGGUUCAAGUUUCCUUUUUUUAUUAAUGUGUUUACAAUAUGCUAUAUACGGUAUUUUUGGCUGAAAAAAAAAUCGUGACAAGCUGACGCGGAAUGGGCUAUAACACGUGUGUGUAAAAUUAGAUAUUUCUGCUUUUUCAGCGCGACAAUUUUUACUUUUGCCUAUUGGUCUUGUCAAUGGAGACAGCAAUAUUUUUCUUAAUUUGCUUCAUAUCAAUGUGAUUUUCAAUCCUUUAUUCAAAUUUUUGCCAGAUCUCCCGAUAUGGCGGCGGUGCUGACAAGAACCAACUGUACUCGGAAGAUGAUUUGGACAAAAGUAUGGCCAAAAUAGAGGUUUUCGGGAGAAUAAAAGCCGAGAUCCAAGCCAGAAUUCAGGUCAUUGAUUUCCGAGAACAGAAAGAAGUGAACGGUAUCCGAUUUUGGCCCUAUGUUGCUGGUCACGUUCUUGGCGCCUGCAUGUUCAUGAUCGAAAUCGCAGGUUUUUUUUUUGAACAGUAUUAUAUUAUUGUAAUAUUGUUGUUUUACAAAGUUACUACCGAUUCUCUUCAGAAAAAGUCACUUUAAAAUAACUCGAUUGAUGGAAAUCUCCCAGAAAAUUUUCUAACAGUCUUGGGAACUUCAGAAUGGUCCCUAUAGGGGCGACCUCAGGGGCCCUUCAACGUUUCCCCCUUUAGGGACAACUUUACCCCCUGUAGUGGCCACUGAAGUAAGCUUUUUGAAUUUGCAAAUUGGAAUGAAGUGUCAAAAGACACUCUAGGGACUACUUGAAGUUUAGGAGUACCGCCUCAAUUUUAACCCUGUAAGGUCCACUGUUUUGUCACCUACAACGAUUGUUUUUCCUCCUGACCCCUAUAGGGACCACUCCGGCGCUCCUGAGAUUGUCAGAUUCAUUUUUGCUUCAUUUUAGUUGUAAAGUUGUUUUAAAAAAGGCGAAAAAAAAUUUCCACAGUGUCCCUAGAGGGACUUUUAAAGGCUCCUCCUUAGGGACCACUUUACCCCUUUUAGGGACCACUAAAGUCUUUAGAGUUUUUAAAUUUGAGCAAUAAGUUGAAAGAUGUUUUAGGGACCACUUGAAUUCACUACUAAGAUUCUUAGAGUCUCCCAGGAAAUUUUUCAACAGUCCUAGGAACUCCAUAGUACUCUAUAGGGUCAUCUUUAAGGGUUCUCGGAGUUUGCCCCUUUAGUGACCACUUUACUUACCUCUAUAGGGGAAAUCCUGGUCGAUUAUUGUUAUAAACUAGAGUUCUCAAAACCAAACGUUCGAACGAACGUUCGACCAAACAUUUUUCGAACAAAUGUUGAAACAAAACUUUUGGUUAAAGUUUGAAUUGAACGUUUCGUUCAAAAGGUCAUUUUAUUAAAGUUCGCUUUUGAACGUUCAACCAAAAUGAACGUUCAUUUUUCAUUUUGAAAAAGUUCGUUCAAAAAAUGAACGUUCAUUUUUCAUUUUCAAAAAGUUCGUUCAAAAAAAUGAACGUUCAUCUUUCAUUUUCAAAAAGUUCGUUCAAAAAAUGAACGUUCAUUUUUUUCAUUUUCAAAAAGUUCGUUCAAAAAAAUGAACGUUCAUCUUUCAUUUUCAAAAAGUUCGUUCAAAAAAUGAACGUUCAUUUUUUUCAUUUUUCAAAAAAGUUCGUUCAAAAAAAUGAACAUUCAUUUUUCAUUUUCAAAAAGUUCGUUCAAAAAAAUGAACGUUCAUCUUUCAUUUUCAAAAAGUUCGUUUUUCUCUCGAAGAACUUUUUUUAAAAUCAAAAAAAAUAAGGAAAUAGUCAAGCUUUGUGAGAAUUUCGCGCUCAAGCGGCGUGAUAAACGCAGCGCGUCGCCUGCGCGUCGCGUGCGCAGGGCUUUUUUUAAAAUUAAAAUUCAAACUCACUUCUAAUGUGUUUUUAUUUUUAAAAUUUCAUUCAAUUUUUGAAAUAAAGUUGCUUUGUUCGAAAUUAACAUUAAAAUUUUGUUCAGAUGCCGUCUCUUAUCUGGGAUUUGUUUUCUCAAGUCGACGGAAGCGCUUCAAAAUGCUCUUUUUGUGAGCAAAUCAUCAAAAAUAAAAACAAAGGCACAUCACAUCUGUGGUGUCAUCUGAGAACGAAGCAUCCAGAAAAAAUCAAAAAUCUUGGAGAGGUCGACACUAGAGUUCUCAAAACCAAACGUUCGAACGAACGUUCGACCAAACAUUUUUCGAACAAAUGUUGAAACCAAACUUUUGGUUAAAGUUUGAAUUGAACGUUUCGUUCAAAAGGUCAUUUUAUUAAAGUUCGCUUUUGAACGUUCAACCAAAAUGAACGUUCAUUUUUCAUUUUGAAAAAGUUCGUUCAAAAAAUGAACGUUUAUUUUCCGUUCGUAAAAAGUUUGCUCAAAAAAAUGAACGUUCAUUUUUUCAUUUUUAAAAAAAGUUCGUUCAAAAAAAUGAACGUUUAUUUUUCCGUUCGUAAAAAGUUUGCUCAAAAAUGAACGUUCAUUUUUUUCAUUUUUAAAAAAAGUUCGUUCAAAAAAAUGAACGUUUAUUUUUCCGUUCGUAAAAAGUUUGCUCAAAAAAAUGAACGUUCAUUUUUUUCAUUUUUAAAAAAAGUUCGUUCAAAAAAAUGAACGUUUAUUUUUCCGUUCGUAAAAAGUUUGCUCAAAGAAAUGAACGUUCAUUUUUUUCAUUUUUCAAAAAGUUUCGUUCAAAAAAAUGAACGUUUAUUUUUCCGUUCGUAAAAAAAGUUCGAUCAAGAAAUGAACGUUCAUUUUUUUAUGUGAAAAAGCAAACGUUCAUUAUUAUAAGAAAACAAUUUUCGAACUUUUUGGUUGAACGUUUGAAAAUGAUAUAUCCGUAAACUAUCGAAAAAUGAAAAAGUUCAUUUUUUUUAAACGGUCAUUUUUUGAACGUUCGGUUUUGAGAACUCUAUUAUAAACCUAAGCUUAUGAAAUUAAAUUAGUGUUUUUGAAUGAAAAAACUGAUCGAGUUAAAAAGUUAAAGACCCCUUUAGGGGCCACUGGAGGGGCUCAGGGGUCAGAACCAGUACUUUUUUGUCCCCAUAUAAGGUCGUUUUUUCUCCCAAUCCCUUCAGGGACCACUAUGACGUUCCUAAGAUUCUCAAAGUCAUUUUUAAAUUUUAUUUCACAUAUAAUAAUGAAAACUCAUUUUUUUUAAUUCUAGGCGUCAGAACUUUGUACACUGGCGACUUUUCUUGCCUAGAAGAUCGACAUCUCUGUGCUGCGGAAAUCCCUCCAGUGACCCCUCAAGUGCUCAUUACGGUAGGUUUGAAUGAUACAUUGAAUAAUUGAUUGAAACGUUAAAAAAGGGUUGUGAAGGGAAAAAAAGUUGUAAUUUUUUUCCAGGAGUCGACCUAUGGUACUCAGUUGCAUGAAGAUCGAGAGCUCAGAGAAGGAAGAUUCACGAAAAUGGUGGAUAUUUAAAAGAAAAAGAAGUAAAAUACCUUUUUUCAGGUACACGAAAUGGUCGGCCGAGGUGGAAGAGUCCUAAUUCCGGCCUUCGCACUGGGUCGAGCUCAGGAGCUUCUUCUGAUCCUCGACGAGUAUUGGGAGGCUCACCCCGAACUUCAUGACAUUCCAGUUUAUUGUUCGUUUUUUGUGAAAAAUUUCUAGAGGCCACUCAAAUCUCACAAAAGCGCGUGUGUGUAGAAAAAUUUCAGAAACGUGAAAUUUAUCAUUUAUUCUAGCUUACGUGAAAAAGGGUCUUCAUUGUUUAAAUGUCUUGUAUAGCUGAUUCACGGCUGGCUUGAGCCAUCAAAAAAAAAAGGGUUCUGACACGAUAAUGCACGAGAUAAUGCCUGGCUCGUGGAGAGUGCAGACAGGACACGCCCCCUUAGCGUCCCAAUCUGGCCGUGAAACAGCUAUAUAAUGACGUCAUUUGAAAUAGCUCGGUGGAUGGCUCGCUCUCUGAUUUGUUUAUGGCGAACUUAGGGGCGGAGCUUGAGCGACGACUUGAAAUUAAAGUUCUGAACAGACUAUAAGAGAUAUUUAGCUCUCAUUCUAUUGGGUGAAGGUGAUUUCAAUACAAAUAUGCGUUUUUACUGGAAAAUCUACUUUUUCUGAGCGAAUGCAGUUUUUACUAUUCACUUUUGACUUGAUUUCAAGCUAUCCUAAAAUUCAGCGGCACUGAAAAAUUUUUCAAGCUAGUUAAAAUGAACGCUUUUUUUGACGUACGAAAAAUAGGAAAAAACCCUUUUUUGAUCACAGCUUUCUUGUAUGGAGUUUGAUCUUUCUGAAAAUUUCUGGUCUUGUGGUAAUUGUUAUCUGUUACAUCUUGGUGGAACUUCAGACAGCAGAAGGAAAAAAAGCUCCGCUGUUUCAAAAAGAUUCAUCUUCAUAGGGGAGGUUGCGAACCAAUAAUUCUUUUUUAUCGUUUCUGAAGGUCCCAUUUAUUGUCAAAGGAACGGCUCAAAAGGGAGUUUUUCUUGACUAUCGCAUUCUGACAAAAAUGAGAAAAAGCUUCUUGGAAUUCGGGAACAAGGACCGGACGCGCUCUGGACGUUUCCGAAUGUUUCUAGUGAUCCCUUUAGUGACGUUAGCACCCUUACGUUUUUUUUUCGCAGUUUUCAGGGGGUAGGCCGCACCUCGGGGUGGGAUCCAGCCGACUUAUGGUUUGCGUUAUCAAAGUCCGGGUGUGCCGAAAAAUUCCUCAUCUGAAGACCCACCCCCUCAAAUUUUCUGAAUGAUUUUCCAUCCCAGAUGCCUCUUCGUUGGCCAAAAAGUGCAUGGCCGUGUAUCAAACUUUCGUCAGCGGCAUGAACCAAAGGAUCCAGAAACAAAUCGCCGUCAACAACCCGUUUAUUUUCAAGCAUGUCAGCAACCUCAAGGUAAAAAAAGCCGAAAAAAAGCCUUUACUGUAGGUUUCCAGGGCAUGGAACACUUUGAAGACGUCGGACCUUGUGUGGUGCUGGCCAGUCCGGGAAUGCUCCAGACUGGGCUCAGUCGAGAACUUUUCGAGAUGUGGUGUGGCGACAGCAAAAAUGGGUGUAUCAUUGCGGGAUACUGCGUUGAGGGCACCUUGGCCAAGGUAGAAAAUGAUCUUGAAAAUUUAAAUUACUACUGGUUCAAACCGCGUCAUAAUUAUUGACUCACCUUUCUUCCACAGAAACUUCUUCAUAUGAAAUUUUUUUAAGCAACCUUUUUCAAAUCUAUCAAAUUAUUGUGGUUAAGGAAGCAAAGAAAAAACUGACAUUGAGAAAAAGUUCAAAUAUUGAGUUCCAAUGUAUGAUUAAGAACGCCAGAGUGGUACCUAUAGGGGUCAGAGGGAAAAGCUCUUAUAUGGGGCAAAAAAAAAGUUAAAUGAUUUUUGUAGGGGUUCAGUGUUUGUCUACUGAGCCCCUAAAGCUCAAGUACUUCCUAUAGGGUCUUUAACUUUUUGUCCAGACUUAAAAUUCAAAAAGACGAACUUGAUCGAUAUUUCCUCUGUUUUUCAUUCAAAAAAGGUUUAUUUAUUCAGUUUUUCGCAUGGAAAUGCUUCUCAUAGAGUUGAAAACGAUGAAGGACUAGCAUGACCCCCUAUAGGGGCCACUUAGCCAAGUUUUAGCGGUCCCUAGAGGGAAACCUUCAAAUGGCCCCAAGGUUGUCCCUAUAGGGACCACUCUGGAGUUCUUAAAUAACUAUUCAUUCAUUUUUGAUGAUUAUGUUCCAGCACAUCUUAUCUGAACCCGAAGAAAUCGUGGCGAUGAACGGAGAUCGGCUUCCGAUGCGAAUGCAAGUCGGCUACGUCUCCUUCUCGGCUCACACCGAUUUCAAUCAAACCCACAACUUUGUCAAGGCCCUCAGACCUCCUCAUUUGGUGAGCAGGGGAAUAAAUUGAUAAAAAUAGAGUAAUUUUCCUAGAUCUCUUACACGUUAGCUGUAAAAUUGUAUUAGAUUUUGUCGAGUUUUUUUUUGCUUUUCUUUGAUAAUUUUACUGAACCUGCGAGAAACUCCAGUGGUUUCACAAGAGGCUCCUUAAGAACUACUUUGGAAGGACACUAAAGUGGCCACUAAAACUACCUCUAUAGAAACCACUAUUCAACGUCUUAGUGGCCAUUAUAGUGAUUCUAGUGAAACAAUAAUACUCUUAGAAUUCUAAAAAAAAAAAAAGCUUUAUUUAAGCCGUUUUAGUGUUUACCUGUUCGACUACUUAAGUGGCCAUUCAUACGGGGAAAUCCUAGAGUGGUCACUGAAACAUGGUCUUGUAUAUAAGCCACAACUUUAAGUAUCAGUGGCGUCUUUAGUGGACCAGUAACACCACUAGACUUCUAAAAAGGCCAUUAAAUUUUACCCACUGAAGUGGCCUUUGAUUCGACUACUGUAGUGACCACUAAAUCGUGAAAACCCUAAAGUGGUCACUAAAAUUUUUCCCAGAAGAGUUCUAGGAAAAAUCUUCCAAUUUUAUAAAAGACCAUUUCAGGUACUCGUCCAUGGCGAAAUGCACGAGAUGAGUCGUCUGAAAGCUGGAAUAGAACGGUCUUUCCAGGACCUCAAUAUCCCUAUUGAAGUAUGAAAAUGACAUUCUGAUUGAAAAAAAAAAUCUAAUGAUUAGGUACACAAUCCAAGGAACACGGAACAAUUGACUCUGCACUUCCGCGGUGAGAAGACGGCCAAAGUUGUCGGAAAUUUGGCGAAACGCAUGCCGGAGGUGAUUGAAACAGCGAUAGAUUUAUAAGAUCCUUCAAAUUUUUUUUUUUUUUCCAAAACUGUUUGAAGAAGGAAUUACUUUCCAGAACAAUGAGGUGAUCAGCGGCGUCUUGGUGAAACGCAACUUCACCUACUCGAUUAUGGAUCCCAACGAUUUGAUUGGUUUUUAACCCGUCUAAAUAUUGAUUUCAAAAAUAUUUUCUAGGUUACACAUCUUUACGAAUCUCCAAGUUGACCCAGAGACAAUCACUCUACUUUUCCGGCAGCAUUGAGCUCUUGAUGCAUAAUUUGAGGUUUUCUCCGAAGACGAAUUUCGAUUAAUAUGAUUUUGCAGACAAUUGAACGACGAUGCGAUGCUGUACACGGAGAACAAAGGAAAGGAUCUCAAGGAGAAUCUCCCUUCCUAUAUUGUCCACGUUUUUGGGGUUGGUGCGCACUUUUCGAAGAUUUGUGGGGUUGGAGCGCUUUUUUAAAAAGGUUUUUGGGGUUGGAGCACAUUUUUUCAAGAUUUUCGUGGUUGAGAGUAUUUUUUUAAGAUUUUUCAAAUUGGGGAAAUUGGAGUUUUUUUUGAGAUUGUUGAGAUUGGAGCACAUCUUUUGAGAGUUUUAGUGUUGGAGCUCUUUUUUGGGAUUUUUGAAAUCAAACCUUUUUUUGCGAUUUUCGGGGUUAGAGCUCAUUUUUGAGAUUUUUGGAAUUGAGCUAUUUUUUGAAGUUUUUGUAGUUGAAACGCAUUUUUUGAGAUAGGCAAAAAAGUGAAAGAUUAUCUGUAGGAAAAGGGGUUUUUUUGAGAGUACCCAAAAGAAAAAGGGUGAGCGCAUUUUGAGAUUUACCAGAUUGGAGGGAACUUUCUGAACUUAAAAAUGAAAAAAAAAACUGAGCAAAAUUAGCUGCAAAAAGGGUUAUUGUGUGAGGAUAUCCUAGAGAAAUGCUUUAAAAGGGGGUCGUUCAAAUUGUUCAAAAUUCCGUCGAAUAAAAAUUAGUUUCAAAAAUUUUUUUAACGGUAUAAAAAUUUUACUGUCUAGGACUAUUUGGAUAUGAGAGACAAAAGUACAGUUUUUGAGCUUUUCUUGAGUCAGUUUUUAUUAACAAGCGUUCUCAUUGUGAAUAUGAAACUCUUGAUUUGUCUUGACACGAUAAUAAAAGAAAUAGUGUUUGUCGGAUGGAGAUCGCAGACAGGCCUUCUUGACUUCCCAGGCUAACCGUUAAUCUGCUAUAAGCCUUUUUUUCUUUCUCAAACUCAUUUAAUUCCUUGAAGGGCCUGGUAGCCGUCCACUACUACCGCUACCCACUCGGUGGUGAUGAUUCUGUGGGACUCGAAUCCCGUCAACGACAUGUACGCCGACGCGUGUGCCGCCGCCAUUCUACACGCCCAGGCGAAUCCUGUCCCUGAUAAAUGUGAUACACGUGUGGUUUCCCUCAAUGUUUGUACGUUUUCCAGACCUGCCGACACUGGAAACGUUUCCAUCGUUCCAGGAGGCGAUCCAAGGCAUGGUUCAUGACGUGGGUUUUCAUUUUGACCCUUGAGUGGAUACUUGAAAGACGUGGAGGGCUCUUUAAACAGAACAUGAAGAAAUGACGUUUUUUUUUAGAUUCUUUGAGUUUUCACGUGUAAUGAUUUCAGUUGAGACUGAGUGACCCCUAGAGCAUACUUGAGAGAUUUCUAGUGACCACUUUAGUAGCGUCAGCACUCUUAGGUGAUCCCUAGGAUCGCCGAAAAAAAAAUUCGGAGCGCUUACCGAGGUCCAAGUUGGAUUUGAGAAAUAUUUCUUUGAUCUGAGUCUAGCAAUCAAGGUUCGAGAGCAGAUUUCUAAGCUUGUACUUGUUUUAAAAUAUUAAAAUAUUGAUCAUUUUCAUAAUAACUUUUCUAUUUUUCGCUACAGAUCUGUGGUGAUGACGCAAAGUUGGUCGAUGAUUCGAUAACGGGCUUGACAGUGGUUUUCGAGGAGGACGGGCGAAGGAUUCCUCUUGAUCCAGCUCUCGGUACGGCCUUUUUAUUGGGAGCUUGAAAAAAAAUGCAUCCAUGAGCAGACUGUUUUAAAGGCCGCCGACCCCUCCUUACAAGUUUUCCUAAAUUAAAGUUGAUAAUACCUCCCUAAGGUUGAAAAUAUUCCUAAUUUUCCAGAAAUUUCGUAGGUUAACUUUUCCUCCCGGCCUGACUAAGUUAUCUAAAUGUCAUUUAUUUAUUUCGAAAGGACGAAAAUAGCAAUCCAGUCUAUCGGUUUUUCAAAGGAUACUCUAACUCAUAUUUUUAAAACCCAGAAUGAGAAAUUUUGCGUGGCGUCAUAUUUGGAGGUUUCUGAUGGCAACGAGCUUUAUUUUCAACCUUUGUGAAAACUGAUAUCAGAUUAGGGAUCAGCGUAAAAUUUUGAACCGGAUAGAUACUCAGAAUUGGAUUUAGAACUCAAAAUGAGAAUUUUUGCACAGUGACGUCACAUUAUUUAUUUUGUUUCUUCAUUUUUUUAAAAUUAAACUUCAGAAGUGAAGGGUGUUUCAAAAAGCUUCUGAAAAGUUAAAUAUACGAGAAAAUGUGAGCAAAUUUAGAGGCUAUCUAAACGGUACACUGGAAACAAGAUGGGAACCUAGAAAAAUAUAGAUACUACGUGGGAAAAGAGCCGGAAUUUGAAACUAUAAAAACCCUAUUAGUAGCAUUUUAUUACUGUAAAUUACUGAUUUCAGCUUCAGAGGGAGGUAUGAAUCGACUAUGAUGAUUUAAUGAUUUCCAGCGGCGUCGGACAGUGGAGCGGCUGUAGCGGCCGACACGAGCGACCCUCUGACGGGACAUCUUCUCCAGCAACUCACCGCCAAAAUGCGCCAGUGUGUCCCCAGCACAACCCGACAAGAUUCAUAA